AUGGGCCCCUGUACCGCCUCCCCAUGCUGCUGCCAGGCCCGUAAUCUGCCAUGGGCCCCCGUACCGACUCCUCAUGCUGCUGCCAGGCCCGUAAUCUGUCAUGGGCCCCUGUACCGCCUCCUCAUGCUGCUGCCAGGUCCAGAGUGUGUCAUGGGUCCCUGUACGGCCUCCCAUUGCUGCUGUCUCUAUCGCCACACUCUGGCAUGUGCCACUUUCAGGUCUCCUCACACUGCUGGUGGUUUCCAUUUUUGUCAUAGGGUGCUGUAUGGCCUCCCAUUGCUGCUGCCUCCACCGCCACACUGUGGCUCCACACUCUGGUUUUGGCCCCGUGACUGCCCAAAUGAGUGAAGUGUGCGGUGAUUCUAAGAUCGACGGCACUCAUCUGCAUGUCAUACUGACUGACAGUAUUAUUUCUCUUCCCCAGCAGACUCCAAGGGCAUUUAAAUUAAAGGUACAGUGUUCUGCACUAAUAUUA
Messenger RNA from Staurois parvus, 475 nucleotides. The record is from the annotation of a GenBank genome assembly. Lineage: Eukaryota; Metazoa; Chordata; Amphibia; Anura; Ranidae.